UUCUCUGAAGUGGCUGCAUCAGCCAUCAGGUGGAGCGGGCUCACUCCCUUACUUCUUCCUUUGUCUCCAUCAUGUCUGGGAAGCCGGCUCUGUGGCCCGCUGGAGGCCCCUGGACAGCAGCUGUGAUGGUGUGGCUGGUGGCGCUGAGUGUCCCAGUGGCUAAGGGGGGAGACUCUUUGGUUAUUUUUGAAGAAAAAAUUUUCUCCAAAGAAGAGACAGUAGGACUUAUAUCCAAGACCUUGUCUGGAUUAAAGACUAAGGGGCUCUGGUUUGGGGAAAGGUUCAGCUGGGCUGCAGGUCUGUCCCUGAGGAAGGUCCCAGGUCCUGGCCAGCAGCCAAGGCCUGAUGGGCGGCUCCACACAGGGGACUUCGUGUACCAGAUUAAGUUUCUGUGCUACUUCACCAACGGGACACAGCGCGUGCGGCUCAUGGAGAGCUACAUCUAUAACCUGGAGGAGUACGUGCGGUUAGAUAGCGACGUGGGGGAGUUCCGCGCGCUGACCGCGCUUGGGCCGCCUGACGCCAAGUACUGGAAUGGCCAGAAGGACAUCCUGGAGGAGCAUCGGGCCUAUGUGGACACCGUGUGCAGACACAACUACCAGAUUGAGGCCCGCACGACUUUCCAGAGGCGAGUGGAGCCCACAGUGACCAUCUCCCCAUGUGAAGGUGUCUACACCCCCAUGUGCAGCACCCCAGUCUCCAACCCCAUCACCGUGGAGUGGCAUAAGGGGCAGUUUGUUUCUGUGGACCCAGGAGAUGAAUGGCAGAGUUUUGGUGCAUUGCUGGAAGUGCUGACUUACACCCCUCUCACCCCUUGUCUCCUGUAG
Molecule: messenger RNA, 827 nt
Organism: Myotis davidii
Lineage: Eukaryota; Metazoa; Chordata; Mammalia; Chiroptera; Vespertilionidae
Exons: 4
Coding region: 72-827 (251 amino acids)
Biological process (GO): immune response; positive regulation of T cell activation; antigen processing and presentation of exogenous peptide antigen via MHC class II
Cellular component (GO): MHC class II protein complex; membrane
Molecular function (GO): MHC class II protein complex binding
Source: RefSeq, a predicted model, not a curated record